This is a messenger RNA of Etheostoma cragini (Arkansas darter), 3931 nucleotides long. RefSeq names its product potassium voltage-gated channel subfamily D member 3-like. The transcript has 7 exons. NCBI's taxonomy places the organism in Eukaryota, Metazoa, Chordata, Actinopteri, Perciformes, Percidae. Gene Ontology annotation, molecular function: A-type (transient outward) potassium channel activity; protein binding. Gene Ontology annotation, biological process: protein homooligomerization; potassium ion export across plasma membrane. The record is from RefSeq and is a predicted model, not a curated record. Gene Ontology annotation, cellular component: voltage-gated potassium channel complex; neuronal cell body; membrane. Bases 503 to 2455 code for a protein of 650 amino acids.
AGGGAAGGAGGGCUGAUGACACAGGGCUGGCACAGUGAGAGAGACGCGCAUUGUACUUUGUGCUGGAGAAAAAGAAGGCGCGCUGCUCCUCUCCAUCACAUUUCCCUUUCCACACGCUGACGGGAAAAUAAGGAAAGCCAGGAUGUAAAAACUAACUGAAUAAGUUCGUUAGAAGACGUAUAAAGAUCCCGCUACAAACCUUUUUCUUCUGAAUCUUGUGGUCCAACAGACUGGUUAAUUCUGCUCCAUCAGCCGCGUUUUGGCGCUCUGCUCGGUGCCGGAGUCUGCCGAGUGCCGACCGACGAGGAGAGGUGCAGCUCGACUGCUUCAUCCCGCUGAAUGGACCCGAGCUCUUCUUCUCUCACUUGUUAAAAGGGAACUGGGUCUUUACAGAAAGUCUGAUUCGGUUUUUUGUCCCCCCUCCCCUCCCCCCACUCCACUUUAAUCGAUGUCAGUUUGACUCUGAAAGUGAGGAAUACUACGUGGAAGACUCUGCUUCACGAUGGCGACAGCAGCGUGGCUCCCUUUCACCAGGGCAGCAGCCAUUGGCUGGAUGCCUGUUGCCAACUGCCCCAUGCCUGUGUCACCGACGGACAACAGUAAGAGACAGGACGAGCUGAUUAUUCUCAACGUGAGCGGCCGUCGCUUUCAGACCUGGAGAACCACUCUGGACCGCUACCCUGACACCCUGCUGGGCAGCUCUGAAAAAGACUUCUUUUACAAUGAGGACAUCAAGGAGUACUUCUUUGACCGAGACCCUGAUGCCUUCAGGAGCAUCCUCAACUUCUACCGGACAGGGAAGCUCCACUACCCCCGCCAACAGUGCAUCUCAGCCUACGAUGAGGAGUUGAUCUUCUUUGGCAUCAUCCCUGAGAUCAUCGGCGACUGCUGCUACGAAGAGUACAAGGACAGAAAGAGGGAGAAUCUAGAGCGGCUGCAAGAUGAUCAGGAGGAGAACAAGGACAUGAAGCUGCCCCACAUGAACUUCAGGGAGACCAUGUGGCGGGCCUUUGAGAACCCCCACACCUCCACCAUGGCCCUGGUCUUCUACUAUGUCACUGGUUUCUUCAUCGCCAUCUCGGUAAUCACAAAUGUUGUGGAGACGGUGCCCUGUGGUCCCACAGCCAACCAGAAAGACAUGCCAUGUGGUGAGCGCUACACGGUGGCAUUCUUUUGCAUGGACACCGCCUGCGUCAUGAUAUUUACAGUGGAGUAUCUAAUGCGCCUGUUUGCCGCGCCUAGCCGCUACCUUUUUAUGCGCUCAGUGAUGAGCAUCAUCGAUGUGGUGGCCAUCUUGCCGUACUACAUCGGCCUGGUGAUGUCCAACAACGAGGACGUGAGCGGCGCCUUUGUGACGCUGCGCGUGUUUCGAGUGUUUCGUAUCUUCAAGUUCUCCCGUCAUUCGCAGGGCCUGCGGAUCCUGGGUUAUACACUGAAGAGUUGUGCAUCAGAGCUGGGCUUCCUCCUCUUCUCACUCACCAUGGCCAUCAUCAUCUUCGCCACGGUCAUGUUCUACGCAGAGAAGGGCUCCAGCUCCAGCAAGUUCACCAGCAUCCCAGCUUCCUUCUGGUACACUAUUGUCACCAUGACAACGUUGGGGUAUGGAGACAUGGUGCCAAAGACAAUCGCCGGGAAGAUCUUCGGCUCUAUCUGCUCCCUGAGCGGCGUGCUGGUGAUCGCUCUGCCCGUCCCUGUUAUCGUCUCUAACUUCAGUCGCAUCUACCACCAGAACCAAAGAGCAGAUAAACGCCGUGCUCAGAAGAAAGCCAGACUGGCUAGGAUAAGGAUAUCCAAGUCUGGCAGCACCAACACCUUCCUCCACAACAAACGCAACGGACUGCUCAAUGAACUGCUGGAGCUGACGGACACAGAAGAGGAUGAUCAGAAGCGGACUAAGUCCACCUCUCUGUUACAGAGCCAACAUCACCACCUACUGCACUGUCUGGAGAAAACCACUGCUCAUGAGUUUGUGGACGAGCAGAUGUUCGAGCAGAACUGCUUGGAGACAGUGCUACAGACCUACCCGUCUCCCAGCCCCUCCAUAUCCAGCCACGACAGUUCUGCGGGUACCUGCUGUGGCCGCAGGGUAAAGAAAAACAGUCCUCUGCCCAACGCCAGCCUGCCCUCCACCUACACCGUCCCGUCAAACCAGUGCCCCCUGCAGGAGCUUAGUGCCAUGCACAUACAGUGUGGCGACCCACACACUGCCAGUCGUUCGAACCUCAACCUGAAAACCAAUGAAAGCAGCAGAAUCAACUGCAAAAGCGGACGGAUCACCACAGCUAUCAUCAGCCUCCCAUCACCCCCCGCUUUGACCCCUGAUGGCGAUGGCCUCCGCGGGCCCCCACAGAGGAGGCCACCCCAACUCCCACCCCCAGGUCACCCUGCAGCUCUGAGCAUCCAGACCACAUCAAGCUCAGCUGGCACCAACAUCAUCAAAGUCUCUGCACUGUGACUCUUUGGCUACCGGAGUAAGGAGUAGAGAAACUAGGAAGAAGAAGAAGAGGACGCACCAUGUCUCGUCUCACAGGGUCAACAGGAAGAGCGCUGUUCUCCAGAGAUGAUGUGGAGGUAGACGAUUGUAGAUAUGUGAACCGAGAAUCACGCACUCGUCAUGUCGUGUAUGUACUAUAGAUACGGACAGAGCCACUGCAUUUCUAAUAGUUUCUAACAGCAGUACAGAUGUUUUACAGCAAGUACCAUGGAAAAGAUUGAAAGACAUUGUGCAAUUAGCAUAUCCGUACAUCAGCAGAUGCUGUUCAACAUACCAGAAAUUCACAGUAAAUUUAAAGUGAAUUUGCAGUGAAAUAAUGAAAAGGAUAUUUUGUUCACGUUUGAAGAAAGGUGGAGAAAAGUGUUAAUCGGUUUACUUGAACUUGAUGGGUCUCGCUUGUGUUAUGUGUUGUUUGUCUUAAAUAUUUUGAAGAUAAAAAAAAAAAAAUUCUCUUUCAGCAUCAUUUGAAAAGUCACAGUACCUACGAUGCUGCUAAUAUCGCUUUUGUUUUUGACUGUAUCUAUUCAUCAUAUCAAACACUCAAACCAAACUGUGUUUUUUGUUUGCUUCCUGUUAAAAUUUCUGACUGGAGUUGGACUACAGGGAGUGAGUCUGACUGACACUGUCUUCAUGACUUAUAGGUUUUAAUACUGAGGUGAGACAAAGUAGUAGUUCUCAACCUGAUAACCCUCCACCUGACCACAAAAUAACUUACAAGUAAAGGUUUUAUUAUUUUUUUGAUUAACUAAUAAGGCCAGCUUUAUUUUCUAGUUUUCCUUAUUGUCAACAAAGCACAUGAAAAGAUCACAGCACUAUUUCAACUUGUCUCUCACAACUGUCUCACCUUUUGACACUCUCUGCAGUGGCAACCAAAUGCUGCUCCAACAUUUCAGUUCUUUGGGAGUAUUUUGAAAGAUCUUGUCAUCUACUGAUGUGUUUUUAUGAAGGUUUAUUUCAGGCGUUGGUCUACACAGGCAAUGUUUGUUAGGAGGAUCGAAUCAUUGUUGAUUUUGGUCAUUAGAUCUGUUGGGAAAAUGAGAGAAUGUUUCCAGCCUUAACCCCUCCGUGAGUAAUGACAUAUGUCUAGUAUGUGAUCCUGUGUAUAUACUGUACAUGUGAGGCUUUUGUUCUGAGGAAUAAGUAAAAGCUGCAGCUGUUAUGCUGCCUCUACUCGGAGAGUGUCGGAGGCUGAAAGGGAGAUGGAAAAAACAGACAAUCUGUGCAUUGUACAUGACUGUGAGUGGGCAUUUUAGGUAUUGAAUGCCAAAAAGGUUGCUCACAAUUGUCAUGUUGAACAAACACCCCAGAACAUUACAGGAAGACAGCCAAUUCAUGUUCAAUCCAGCUUUUUUAAGCUAAAACUGAAACUUAAAAGCUACGUGAGUAUUAUUUUUAGACAACUAAAAUCAAGAGAAAAAGGGUAAAAUAUGCAAAUAC